AUGUUUGCACGCUUCCUUUCCGAGCUGUCUCAUGAACAAGUCUUGGAUGAGAUGAAUGGCUUCCUUGAUGCAGAAUCUUUGACGCCUGUCAUUGAAGCCCAUAAAGCUCUUGAUAAACUAACUGAGAGGUCACUGAAAGUGCCUUUCGCCAUGGACAAUUCAGCAACAAAAAUGCCAUCCAAUUUACAUACCAACUUGCGUAUCCAAGCAAUUCAACGCGCGCUAAAUAAUGGGUUGGAUUCAUGGGCGCAUAGUGCGAUACACUUGAGCUGCCAGAAAUCCAAGCCUGAUAAAUUCGAGCAUCGUUAUAAGCUCAUGCUAGAGACAAAAUGGCUUGCCUGCAAGAUCUGGACAAAUCUUGGAUCAUCCGCCACUGAAAAGCAAAGCCGCAAUAAUAGCACUCACCGAAUGUUUGAAAUUCUGACAGAGAUUUUUGGCAUAAGCGCUAUUAGUGCCGUCGAUGCCAUGGAUAUCAUUGGACAUGAGCAUGUUAUGCAUCUGAUUCUUUUAAAAAGUCGGGAUCUGAACCUUCGUCUCACUAUGUUGGAUCGCUUCCGAGAAAGACUUUACUUCAGUGGCGGCACUUCGGAGUUACUGAUGCUGUAUUUAACAGCGAAACAGGCUAUCGAAGAUGACCAUGGCAUCGUGUUGGGAUCAGAAUGGGAUAUUGUUCACAGCAUUCAAGGUUUUUCAGGUAUGGAGAAUGUGGCUCAUUCUUUUGGUAAAGCUCAACAUGUCACCUUUUGGGUCCUUGUAUGCUUGGCCGUUCGAGAGCGCAUACGAAUGAAUCGAGAACUAAACGAAGCCGAAAAUGCAUUGUUGUUAAAACUCAUUAUUCAUCAGGGUGGCAAGCUUAGUCACGAUGAAGGCCUGUUGGUAAUGCCGCGAAAAGCCGGUCUCCAUCACUACGCUGCCCACAAAACGGAGACCAACAUUGCCAACACUGCAAAGCAUUUGGGUCGCGGUGGUAUGGAAGGGUCUUUCCGGUGCCAGCGACCUGGCUGUACUCGUUCUUAUUUAAGAAAAGAACAUUUGCGGCGGCACGAACGAGACCAUGCUAAUGCCCGACCAUUUACUUGCCAGGACUGCCCCUCAACAUUUAACCGCAGGGACUUGCUCAAUCGCCAUAGAGUCUUGAAUCACGGCAAUUCGCAACCUUCAGCUGAUAAGCCUCACCCCGAAGGUGCUGCGGCAAGCAAACGCAGCAAACCCAACGAUGAUCACAGCACGGCAUCAGUUGGCGAGUCUGCUACUAGCGAAAUUCCAAACUCUAACCCAGCGAACGAAAUGUGGUAUUUGGAUCUUUCUUCAACCCCGGCGGAAAAACUACUCGAUGCUACGAAUAGACGCCAGUUAGAGGAGCUUUACUUCGCAAACAUUCAAGAACUCAGCACAACCCCCUACGCUAUCUAUAGCAGUAUUAAUUGCCGGGCUAUGGAUGAUGGGAACCCCUGA
Messenger RNA from Penicillium longicatenatum, 1455 nucleotides. Its product is annotated as C2H2-type zinc finger protein. Gene Ontology annotation, biological process: regulation of transcription by RNA polymerase II. Bases 1 to 1455 code for a protein of 484 amino acids. Gene Ontology annotation, molecular function: DNA-binding transcription factor activity, RNA polymerase II-specific; RNA polymerase II cis-regulatory region sequence-specific DNA binding. Lineage: Eukaryota; Fungi; Ascomycota; Eurotiomycetes; Eurotiales; Aspergillaceae. Gene Ontology annotation, cellular component: chromatin. The record is from RefSeq and is a predicted model, not a curated record. The transcript is spliced from 4 exons.